This is a messenger RNA of Lottia gigantea (owl limpet), 579 nucleotides long. RefSeq lists its product as hypothetical. The transcript has a single exon. The annotation marks the transcript as partial. Lineage: Eukaryota; Metazoa; Mollusca; Gastropoda; Lottiidae. The record is from RefSeq and is a predicted model, not a curated record.
UAUACUUUUAUCUUCAACUUUAUUCCUAUUAUCUUUACAACUAUCCUCAACUGUAUUCCUAUUAUCUUUACCACUAUCCUUAACUGUAUUCCUAAUAUCUUUACAACUAUCCUUAACUGUAUUCCUAAUAUCUUUACCACUAUCCUUAACUGUAUUCCUAAUAUCUUUACAACUAUCCUUAACUGUAUUCCUAAUAUCUUUACAACUAUCCUUAACUGUAUUCCUAAUAUCUUUACAACUAUCCUUAACUGUAUUCCUAAUAUCUUUACAACUAUCCUUAACUUUAUUCCUAAUAUCUUUACAACUAUCCUUAACUGUAUUCCUAAUAUAUUUACAACUAUCCUCAACUGUAUUCCUAUUAUCUUUACAACUAUCCUUAACUUUAUUCCUAAUAUCUUUACAACUAUCCUUAACUUUAUUCCUAAUAUCUUUACAACUAUCCUCAACUGUAUUCCUAAUAUCUUUACAACUAUCCUUAACUGUAUUCCUAAUAUAUUUACAGCUAUCCUCAACUGUAUUCCUAUUAUCUUUACAACUAUCCUUAACUUUAUUCCUAAUAUCUUUACAACUAUCCUUAAC